Acanthosepion pharaonis is the source of this 735-nucleotide messenger RNA. The record is from the annotation of a GenBank genome assembly. NCBI's taxonomy places the organism in Eukaryota, Metazoa, Mollusca, Cephalopoda, Sepiida, Sepiidae.
AUGAUUCAAAAUGCUUGGAGAUCGCUGUCCCAAGGACUUGUGAACUAUCUAUCAAUCGCAAUAUGUUCAUUAUCUAUCUAUCUAUCUAUCUAUCGACGUAUCUCAGUCUGUUCAUAUCUAUCUAUGUAUUAUAGCAAUAUGCUCAUUAUCUAUCUAUCUAUCUAUCUAUCUAUCUAUCUAUCUAUCUAUCUCAGUCUGUUCAUAUCUAUCUUUAGCAAUAUGUUCAUUAUCUAUCUAUCUAUCUAUCUAUCUAUCUAUCUAUCUAUCUAUCUAUCUCAGUGUGUUCAUAUCCAUCAAUCUUUAGGAAUAUGUUUAUUAUCUAUCUAUCUAUCUAUCUAUCUAUCUAUCUAUCUAUCUAUCUGUCCCAGUCAGUUCAUUAUCUAUCCAUUACAGGCUGUCGAUUAUCUAUCUAUCUAUCUAUCUAUCUAUCUAUCUAUCUAUCUAUCUAUCUAUCAGUCUGUUCAUAUCCAUCAAUCUUUCUAUCUAUCUAUAUCUUUAUCUAUCUAUCUAUCUCGUCCUGUUCAUUAUCUAUCUAUCUAUCUAUCUAUCUAUCUAUCUAUCUAUCUAUUUUGUAUUAUGUUUGUCUCUUCUAUCUAUCUAUCUAUCUAUCUAUGUAUCUAUCUAUCUAUCUAUCUAUCUAUCUAUCUCAUCUGUUCAUAUCUAUCUUUAUAUAUCUUAUCUAUCUAUCUAUCUAUCUAUCUAUCUAUCUAUCUAUCAUCUCUUCCAGUUUGUUGA